GGAGUAGCGCUGAUCCCCCUACCAGCAGCUCUGCUAUGGGUUGAAGCCUUAGACUUGUGUCAUCAAUUGAUGUGGAAUAUAAAUGUGGCUGCUCCUUGUUGAUUGUCAUUCCAAAGUCUCUUGCUAUUCACCAUUCGACGGAGCAGUCUGUUUGCUUACAGCUUGGUAAGAUGUCCAGCCAUGACCGCCAAAGUGAGCCGACUGGCUUCCUGCGCAUUACCAAGUUCUUUAUUGACGAUGAGUGGCUGCUCCAGGGAUUCUGGUUCAAUUUACUAACAACCUUGGGCUGUGUCCAUUCUAUGGUUUUUGGCGCCUUCCACAUGAGCUUCUAUAUGGCACGGGGAUUGACCGCUCUUGAAGUGGCAGCUGUUCACAGCUUCUUUUCCAUUUGGAAUCCCCUAAAUGAUAUUGUUGCCGGAUUUCUCGUGGAUGAGUGGGUAGCUCGUGGGUUUGGCUCUCGGCUACGUUUGUCCCUUUGGGCACAUCUUGGCUAUGCUGCAACUACCUUCGUUGCGUUUCAAGAGAUGUCAAUGCCCAUCUGGCUCCAGUAUGCCACAGCCAUAACAUGCUCCGAUGGCUUUGCAGCAGUUGCAACAGCAGUAAACGGACUCAUCCUGAUAGAACAAACUAAAGAAGAUCGGCAACGGAUUCAAAUCCAGCGAUUGAACUCCAUUUUUGGAUGCUUGGAAUGGGUGGUGAUGUCAUUGGCAUAUUGGCUUUGGGACUCUCGGCCAGGUUAUUGUGGAGUGUUCCGGUUUUAUCUUUUUCUGGUAUGCUGCUUGUCAGCUGCUACAACCCUGCUUGCUGUUCGUCAGCUACACCAGCCUUCUAAGCCUCGCAGGGAGAGGCGUUCCAUGAGGGAGAGGCUUCGGCAUUUCUUCCCGGUGGCUUUGAAGCACCAUAAUUUUUGGCGCUACGCAUCUUUAACAGCAGCUUUGGACGCUGAAGGUGUCUUCUUCCGUCAAUUUGACGUGGUCCUUGUACAGCUCUUGCUGUCCUCAUGGAGAACUGCUGCCAAGAUCUUGCUUGUGAUUGGUGAUCCUUUUUGUGGUGCUUUAUCUUUCGCGUUGACUUGGAUCGCCGAGCGACCUGACAUGGGAAUCUACAGAGUGAGCCUGGCAGCAUUGCGAGCUCGCAUGCUUGUGAGCAUCAUAGCCUGCUGUGUUGUCUCUACUUUAAAGUUCUUUGAUGCCAGCGAUUCCUUCUACCUCAACGCCGAGAUAUCCUUUCUACUUUGUCUUCUGAUGACAACGUGCCGUGCAGCAACGAGACCUGCUACCAGCUUGGGAGGAAUUGUAUUCGCGUCGGUCAUCCAGGAGCACCUCCUUGUGGCAGAUGAAAUGAGUCACAACACGUCAACCGGUCCGUUGCAUGACGAUGAUGCGGGAAAGUAUUGGAUGCUAAGAGCCGCGUUGGUGAAGCCGCUCAAUUCGUUGGGUCCAGUUAUUGGUAGUGCCGUCCUUGCAGCCGGCGGCUACACCCCCCACAAAGAGGGCCCGGAGGACGCGAGCAUCCAAGUUGCUUCAACUCUUUGGUGGACUUGCGCCUGGCUUCCAGCGGUAGUGUCGCUGAUUAUUUCUGGGGUGGCGCUGCGAUCAUGGAAAAACUUUACACUUCAUGGGGCCAGACUGGAGCAAUUGGCUCGCCUUGACCGAAAAUCAGAGGGGCAAGUUCUUUGACAUGACUGAAUAGCGUGCUCGGUCGGAUGUAAAGGCAUCCAGUUUUAGUUUCAGCAUGCGAUAGGAAAAGAAUGGCAUUUACCAUUGCUUAUCAUGUCAAUGUUACCCAAUCACAAGACACUCAUUUAGCCACCCAUGUCACUUCGGCUUUGGCGCCAGUUUGGACCUUUGCGGCCUGGCCGCUGUUUCUGCUUCUAUCCGACAGAGGUUGACCUUGUGCAUGUCACUAGCACUGUAACACACGUGCCCACGUGUAUUUGGGCAGAGACAAUGCUAAUAUUUGCUCUGUGCCGCAGACCUAUGACAACUUGCUCAAUGCUCGGGCCAACAUGGUGGAGAACCUGCAG
Messenger RNA from Durusdinium trenchii, 2026 nucleotides. NCBI's taxonomy places the organism in Eukaryota, Dinophyceae, Suessiales, Symbiodiniaceae. The record is from the annotation of a GenBank genome assembly.